CAGAGACAAGCGAAUAACUUGAAUGAACCAAAGAACGAACAUUCUGUCACUUUGAAGUUUGGCGGCAGGUAACAAUCAGGAAGUAUUUAGAUCUAGAACCCAGUUAGGCACGCCCUAAAGUAAUUUCGAACCACAAUCCCUGUCCAGGAAUUUCCGCAAAUGAAUCAGACAUGUCCGGUUCAAAGAAUUUACAGAAGACUAAAGGUAGUCGGAUGUCAUGGUCCUUUGACUGUGACGUGAAUGAGCGAGAUGUGGUGACACCUGCGAAGCGACCGAAAAUAGAAACAGAAGUACCGUCCCUAGACCGAGUGUCACGAACGAUUGAUAUUUAUGACAAAAAAACACAUAUAAACAGCUUACCGGAUCUUCUCAAAGCUUGCGAACCUCAAGAAGCCUCAGAGUUAUCAAUUAGCCGACAAAAACAAAGAGAAAUAUACGAUUGGUUGGAAUAUAAAACUAUCAGGAGCAAGCCAUGCGCUUUGAUUCUCUCUGGUCCUUCGGGUUGUGGAAAAACCGUUAGCUUUAAACUACUUGCCAAAGAGAAGGAGUUUGAAUGUGUCGAAUGGAUCACACCGGCUGAUCAAGGCGCGGAUGAAAAUAAUAAAUUCACGAGGCAAGGAGACAAAUUUCAAGAUUUUAUGGUCAGAACUACAAGAUACGGUUCUCUCUUUGAAGAUUGUUGCAGACGCCUACUACUCGUUAAGGAUUUUCCAAAUGUUUACUUCAACGAUAAAGAUGCCUUUCACACACUCCUCGAGCAAUACUUUGGGACGGGCAAAGAACCAGUUGUAUUUAUUUGCACUGAUUCAGGGGGCAUGGGAGCGCUGCAAACCUUAUUUCCACCAAAUGUCCGGGAAAAAUUUGGCAUUUGCCAUAUCAGCAUAAAUCCAGUCACACAAGCGGUCACGAAGAAUAUUUUGAAGAGAGUUUCACUAGUCUUUAACACCAGAGCCUCUCACAUGGUACACGUGUCUCAACGUAUCGUAGAAGAAAUAUUAUCCAACAAUAUCGGUGAUAUUAGGAGCACUGUUAUUAACCUCAUAUUCGCUUCUUUGAAAGUACCUAAUAGACAAAUCGAUUGCGAAGGAAGAGGUCGUGGAGAAUCUUUAAGCCUACUUCAUGCCAUCGGUCGAGUAACUAAUCCCAAACGUCUAGUCGAAGGAAAUUCAUGGAAGUUUGUACAUGACCCAGAUGAAAUUGCGUACUUCUUUCAAACUCAACCAUCUACGUUCGCGCGGUUUUUACAUGAAAAUCAUUUGAAUACCACAAGAGGAAUCGAAGAAGCUACUGCAGCCACUGAUAUACUUAGCAUUUCAGAUUGUCUUAUAUCUGAUUGGAGGGACUCGCAUUUGGGCAGACUUGGACUGUCGUUUUGUAUCCGUGGAAUAAUGAUUACCAACAAUGAUCCUGUGCCGGGUUGGAAUCCAGUAAGAAAACCACGUAAUGACGAAAAAAUCUGCAGGGAUCUCGCAUCCACUGAAACCCUCUGGUACAAAUCGCUGAUCAGCCCUAAAUUAGCCUCGACAAUAACAUUCAAGGGGCUUGGAAAUUAAAGGAUAUACAUUUUAAAAUACCAAGAUUUUUCACGACCCGAAAACAAAUUGCCGAUACCACGUGUUUCGUCAAUGAUCAUUUUCCGAACAUAUUUUGUUCAGAUAUUAUUAUUUUUUUUAUUUAAACGGCUAUUUCUAGAUACGUUUCAUACAGAGACUGUGAACAAGCUCGACUAAGAGCCCGUUGAAUUAUUGUAACAGCUGCACAAAGACGACUGGUUAAUAAAUGAUCUUAUCGAAAA
Neodiprion virginianus is the source of this 1795-nucleotide messenger RNA. It is a transcript of the gene Rad17, whose product is annotated as cell cycle checkpoint protein RAD17. NCBI's taxonomy places the organism in Eukaryota, Metazoa, Arthropoda, Insecta, Hymenoptera, Diprionidae. The record is from RefSeq and is a predicted model, not a curated record. Bases 171 to 1553 code for a protein of 460 amino acids. Gene Ontology annotation, molecular function: chromatin binding. The transcript is spliced from 9 exons. Gene Ontology annotation, biological process: DNA damage checkpoint signaling; mitotic DNA replication checkpoint signaling; DNA repair.